This is a messenger RNA of Myzus persicae (green peach aphid), 1126 nucleotides long. RefSeq names its product mitochondrial intermembrane space import and assembly protein 40-B. Gene Ontology annotation, molecular function: protein-disulfide reductase activity. The record is from RefSeq and is a predicted model, not a curated record. Gene Ontology annotation, biological process: protein import into mitochondrial intermembrane space. NCBI's taxonomy places the organism in Eukaryota, Metazoa, Arthropoda, Insecta, Hemiptera, Aphididae. The transcript is spliced from 3 exons. Gene Ontology annotation, cellular component: mitochondrial intermembrane space. The coding region runs from base 648 to 1034 and encodes 128 amino acids.
UUUAAUUUUUAACCUCAAAUACGUUUGGACCGAUUAAAAAAAAAAAUAAAAAAUAAAAAUCUUUAAUGAUAGGGCAUAGGCAUUUUUUAAUAUUCUUGUCUAUGGUGCAAUAGUCAUAGUGCAUUCUCAAUACUGGCUGCCCGCCUUAUUUGCGUUAGGCACUUUACUAGGUGCGCUGGUUUUUUGCACAGCCGUGUAGGUUGUGCCCGUUGUUUUGUAUAUUUUUUUUCCAAAAUACAACCGUAGACCGUAGUACCUGUUAGGUUAGGUUUUAGUAUUUGAAAUUACAUAGUCAGAAUACAAUGUAUUAUUAUAACCGAUUAUGUGUUCUUAUUACUUCCUAGAAGUCACAUUAAAUGUUCUCGACAGAAAAGGGGACAUCGUUGACGUGAAUGACGGCAAAUUUUCUUUCUACAUCAAGGAAGCACUUAAAGAAGUUUUUGGCCAGUUUGGAUCAAGUGUCAACUUUGAUGUUCUAAGGUUUAAAGCUGGAAAAGGCAUAAUUAGGUGUCCAUCUACUUUUUACAUUAAAUUUCGAGGAGCUCUUACUUUAUUUGGACGUCACAACUCAAAUACUGUUGCAUUCAACGUGCAUCGCGGUUCGUCUUGCUUAAUAUCAUUCAUCACAGAAGACAGCACUUAUAAACAUGUCACAAGUAAUUAAAGAUGGAAAAGACACAAUCAUAUUUGCCACGAAAGAAGAUCAUCAGUCACCUAGUAAAGUCAUAUUAUCACCUCCAGAACCCUCCCCUGGUCUCAUAUUUCCAGAUGGCUCCAUCAACUGGAAUUGCCCGUGCUUAGGAGGAAUGGCGACUGGGCCUUGUGGGGUUGAAUUUAGAGAAUCAUUUACGUGUUUUCAUUAUAGUAAAGAAGAACCUAAAGGUAUGGAAUGUAGGGAAAAGUUCACAGCUAUGUGGACUUGCAUGGACCAAUAUCCAGAAGUAUAUUCAGAAGGUUUAAAAGACGAUGAAGAAUUUUUAAAUGCUGAAGAACAAGCUGGUGAAUCCAUCAAAAAUAAAGAAACAAAUUCGUAAAAUUUGUUGUUAAACUGUGCUGUUUUAGAAUUAUUUUUUUUUUCGUUUUAAAUAGAUGUUUUAGGUAUUAAAUUUAUAUUUUUGUUUUGUUU